Molecule: messenger RNA, 801 nt
Organism: Akanthomyces muscarius
Lineage: Eukaryota; Fungi; Ascomycota; Sordariomycetes; Hypocreales; Cordycipitaceae
Exons: 4
Coding region: 1-801 (266 amino acids)
Biological process (GO): mycotoxin biosynthetic process
Source: RefSeq, a predicted model, not a curated record
AUGCCCUCCGACGUUACGGCCAAGGGCUACCGCCCCGUCGACGCCGCCGACAACGAGAACGGCGACUGGGACGGCGACCUGACCCGCCGCGAGGCCCAGCUGGCGCAAAAGGAGAAGCGCUUCCGGGUCGCCUUUGGCGGCAACAUCCUCGUCUUCCUCAUCUCGCUCUGCUUUCUCGCCAUUUCCUGGUUCUCCAAGCCCUCGCUGCUCGAGUGCGACCGGAUGACCUCGCCCUACUCUCCGGUGUUUAAUGGAGGCGUGGAGCAUUGGGAGGGCCACUUCCAAAACGUCUUCAACCAGACGUCCAAGUACAGAGGGCCGCCCACGCUCGAGCUAGAGUCGGCUUGGGAAGAGCUCUGGUAUCAACCCGGUGUUGGGCUUACCAUUGAGGAAAUCGCCAAGCUCAACAAGACUCGCCCCGGCGUCAGCUUCACCGAGAUUGACGGCAGCGAUCCCAAGAACCCUACAUACGCCGCCACCCUCGAAGUUUUCCACCAGAUCCAUUGCCUGAGCCUCAUCCGCCAGGCGACCUGGCCGCUGCGCAUGUUCAACGAGAGCUGGCACUCGUACCCGUGGUUCCUCACCGACGAACUGGCCGGCCGCAUGCACGUCGACCACUGCCUCGAGUCGCUGCGCCUCAGCCUCAUGUGCUACGCCGACGUCACGCCCGUCCUGGCCGAGAACAACCCCAUGCGCCCGACGGGUCUGCAGCUCGACUUCAACGUCCACCACAAGUGCCGCAACUUUGACAAGAUGAUAGAGUACGUCCAGGCCCAUGGCGUCGAUGUUCCGCCCGAGUAA